Messenger RNA from Notolabrus celidotus (New Zealand spotty), 1502 nucleotides. RefSeq names its product homeobox C1a (gene hoxc1a). Gene Ontology annotation, cellular component: nucleus. Bases 175 to 1125 code for a protein of 316 amino acids. The transcript has 2 exons. Gene Ontology annotation, molecular function: DNA-binding transcription factor activity, RNA polymerase II-specific; RNA polymerase II cis-regulatory region sequence-specific DNA binding. Lineage: Eukaryota; Metazoa; Chordata; Actinopteri; Labriformes; Labridae. Gene Ontology annotation, biological process: regulation of transcription by RNA polymerase II. The record is from RefSeq and is a predicted model, not a curated record.
UAUUGGCCGAGACCAGGAGGGCACGUCAUCUCCAUCAAUCAGGGACCGCUGGUUCUCCUCUGAGGAAUGUACCCACGCUCGUGCAGCCGCCUGACCACGCGUUACUGGAUGCACGAGAGGCCGGGCAUGAAGCGAGAGCCUGUCCAAUGAUUAUGCAGGAGGGGAGAGGUGAUAAUGACUUCCUAUCAAGAGUUAACGGCCGAAGGGGAGAGUAGCCCUCUGUUCACGGGCUGCUGCCGAGCCAAAGAGGUCAUAAACCUGGACCCAGACUGCAGGACUCAUCCUGAACUCUGUAGCAGUGACGAGGAGGGGAGACUGGAGGGGGAAGUUGCUUCAGGAUUUAACUCUCAGCUGCCCCGGUACUUAACUCUCUCAAACAGUUUGACUCUGUGCUCUUCUUUGGACAGCCCUCCUCCUCCUGGGACUCUCGAUGGUUUCUCGGCACCGGCCUGCCCCCAAUCGCCCCGUGUCCCCUGGCGGCGCAGGGCGCAGGGGCAGGGCUCUCCAGGACGCGGAUACUGCGCGUCAAACAGCAACGAGACGGGACAAAGCGGGUUUGGGUCACCCACAGAACAAAUUCAAAUCUUCUCCCACAAUGGCCCCGGGAUUCAGGUUGACGUGGGGAGUUCUGCAACUUUGGACUGCAACGUAGCUGCUGUGGAUGUAAACAGAAAAACUUUUGAGUGGAUGAGAGUGAAGAGGAGUCAGCACCGGGCGGCCAGAAUGCACAUGACCUGUGGGUUCAGUGUCGUUGGGUCGGGCUUCGGUGCUAUGGAGGCAGCAAACGGCAACCUCUCCUCCUCGGAUGUCCAUCCUUCGCUGAACGGGACCCCGAGGACCAGCUUCAGCACCAGGCAGCUGACCGAGCUGGAGAAGGAGUUCCACUUCAAUAAGUACCUGACACGGGCCAGGCGCGUGGAGGUGGCCGGCGCCCUGCAGCUGAGCGAGACGCAGGUGAAAGUUUGGUUUCAGAACAGACGCAUGAAGCAGAAGAAAUUACAGAGGGACGGACUGGUCUUAGAGCCGGGGCCCGCGGCUUCAGCGCACUCUCACGCGGACACUGUGGACACCUGCCCCUAUCCUGGACCGACCUUUUCUCCCAAACACCUGGCCCUGAACUCCUGAGCCUGCAGAUGUUUUGAUUCCCGUUUGCAUCGGUUUCAAUCAGGCUUCACCUUUAUUUGUUUAACACGAUGGAUGGAUGCUUAUCGCGAGAGGCGCCAUGGCAAGUUUCUUCAUGCAAGAACGGGUCAAAACAAUUUGUCAUCGUGCCCGGCUUCAGACUGGCGCUCUGAUUUGAAUAUUAAAAUCAAGUCAUUCCAUCGCGCUCCAUAUCUACACAAUGUAAACGAAGAAACAAAAUGAUAUUAAUUGUCCAUAGAAACGGAGGUGGACUAUUUAUUUAUUUAUCUUGCACAUCUUUUUCAGGAAGUGGCUUUACUUGAAUAUAUUUAUUCUGCAGGGCACGUGCGCCCUGGUUUUGUUUAAAAUGACAAAAAUGA